This is a messenger RNA of Plasmodium knowlesi strain H, 696 nucleotides long. RefSeq lists its product as hypothetical. The transcript has a single exon. Lineage: Eukaryota; Apicomplexa; Aconoidasida; Haemosporida; Plasmodiidae. The record is from RefSeq and is a predicted model, not a curated record. The annotation marks the transcript as partial.
GUGAGUGCAUUAAGCACAUUAAAGGAUGAUGAUAUAUCGGAUGGAAGUGGUUUAUAUUCGUCAGACGAAGAAAAUGUAAAUAAGACACAUGGUCAUUUAAAGACUUUGGGGAGUGAUGGACCACAUGUUCCCCAUAAGGGUUAUGGGGAUUAUCGUCCUCCCCUUAAAAAGGGAGGGGGGGGAACUUUCCCCCCCUUUGGGGGACAGUACCCUCACCCUACAAGAAGAUAUGGCACCACAAAAAAAGACCAUGCCAAUUCCAAAUAUGGAACCCCAAAAAUUGGAUCACCAAAUUUGGGAACCUUGAAGAGUGGAACACCAAAAAAUAAAAGUUUCUCCCAAAGGAGUAAAAGGGUAAAGGAUGUAUUAAAAGCUUUAUGGAAGAAAUGUGUAUGUCAAGGUAAAAAACAUCCACGUUGGAUGAUGUUUUUUGCGGUGGUUAUACUUUCUGUCCUUUAUGUACUAGUUUUCUGCUGCGCAAAAUCAGGUGCAGGAACUCGCAACUGUGCACUUCAGGCAUGUAAGGAGGCAGCUACUGCUGCUACGAGCACAUGCCAGCACGUAACAUCCAUAACAGCUGGUGUUACAAUAUUCACAGCUACCGCAGCGAUAUUUUUCGCUAUAUUAGGCCUGUUAAUUGGAUGUUAUUAUUUCAAAUCAUUGGAAAAAUAUAUUCAAUCAAAACAUCAACAUUAA